UAAAUAAUAUAUCCUAUAUUAAAUAACGAAGAAAUUGUACAUAUACGGUAAUUUUUAAUUAAUAGAAUCUUACGUGUCUUUUGAAGCACGUUUCUUCUCUUUAAUUCAUGAUUCCUGAGCGAAAAAAUAUGUUUCUCGUUUGCGUGACCGUCGGACUGGUUUUCCUGGCAUCGAAGUAUCGCAAUAACGUACUUCGCAGCGUCAAACAUUUAUAUGAAAAUAUAAAGAUUCAGGAUAAGAUAAAGGAGAAAAAAACCAAACAAGCUAAGCAAGAGAAAUAUAUUACUGAUAAAAGUACUGAUCAAAAUAACGACAAUAACGAUGACAAAGAGAAGAUUCAUCUUGUAUUGGAUAAAAUUAUUGUGGCAGACUCUCCAGAGAAGUGCGAUUGUGCUGUACAGCUUAUUCGCUGUAAUCUCUCUAAAGGUGUGCUGGGAUUUGGCUGUGAAUGGGUCAAAGAAGGACCUGUGUCCCUCCUGCAAUUGUCCACUUACACUGGAAUAGUUGUUUUGUUUCGUAUUGGAAAGAUCGGUUUUAUUCCAAAGAAACUCAAGGAAUUGCUAGCUAGCAAAUACAUUCUUAAAGUUGGAGUCUCUUCGUACGAAGAUGGACAAAAAAUAGCCAAGGACUAUGACUGCGUGUUUAACGGAGCUCUUGAUUUGAGAACUUUAGCCUUGAGCCUUCGUCUACCAUGCCGUAAGAGCUUAGCUGCCAUGAGUUUGGAAUAUCUUGAUCUCGAUAUAGACAAACUGAUAGAUGUGAGGUGCAGCGACUGGAACGCUGACACCUUAUCCGACAAACAAGUGCAAUAUGCUACUUGUGAUGUACUCACGUCUCUUAGCAUUUAUCGUAAUAUAUUGAAGAGAGAGAAAGCAAAAUAUUCAUUAUGGGAAAAAUUAAUAAAUUAUUUAUGCAAUAUGUUAAGCAAAGACGUAAAUGUUCGGGUUCACGGCUUGCCUGCUGGAGUAGUCGAUACGAGGUUCAAUAGUUACGAAUCACCGAGUGCAGAGAAGACACUUAGUGUCACUGCCAAUGAUGCUUUAUUAAAGAAAAAAUCACUGAUUAUGGAUAAAAAUAAUAAUGCCGAACGUAAAAGUCAAAUACCUACUAGGAUUAAGCCGUUAUAUCAUAAUUGUUACUUGCAAGCGCCUGAUGGAGAUAUAUUGUGUACAUGCGACCGUAAAAAAGCGGAGUGGUAUAUUUCAAAGGAUUUGGGCGAAAUUGUGGAGGAAGAACCGUUUACAGUGAGAUUGAAUUUCGAGCCGUCCGGUCGAGCACAGGGAGAAGUUGGGCUAUACUACACGCAGGCGAAAGUCAAUAUGUGCGUAGUCUGCGGAGAGAAGGAGCAAUUUAUCAGGAAGAACGUUGUGCCGCGGGAAUAUCGAAAGUAUUUCCCGCUGGUAAUGAAGGCACAUCAAUCUCAUGAUGUGUUGCUGUUGUGUCCCAAAUGUCAUGAGAUCAGCAGCAACAACGAUCUGCAGCUUAGAAAAAAGUUGGCGGAUAUAUGCAAUGCGCCGUUGAUUGGACCGAUGGCACACUCGCGAGAAAAAUACCUAAAUCACUAUCGAAAAUUGCACUCGGCUAUUAAAGCCCUGAGGAAACGACUGUUGCCGCAGCAGCGGCGCGAGGAGCUCGAAAGAUACAUACUGGAUUAUACCGGGCAACAAAAGAUCACACCAGAGCUUCUCGAUGUUCUGAACGAACAGGUUACGAACGCGCUGGUCCAACAACCUAUUCCUAGUCACUAUAAACAACAGCCGCACGGCUUGAAGGUGGUACAAUACUUUCAAAAUCGAGAGGGUGGGCUUGUUGAAUUGGAACGUUUGUGGAGAGAACAUUUUCUCGAUUCUAUGCAACCGAAACACUUGCCAAGUUAUUGGUCUGUAUACCACAAUCGAGAGCGACUGAUCAUACGCCUGGAACAGAAUAGAAUUGAACCCGAAGAUGCGAAAGUAGCUGGUUUAACGAAGUAGUACUCUUUCUAUAUGUAUAUGUAUAUUAUUUAAAAGAUUAACUAAAGUCUCGUAUAAAAGCGAGAACUUCUAUACGACCAUUGUACACAAGUUAAUGUAUCUCCAAAAAAGAUUAUAUAUUUAUACUUAUAACUAUA
This is a messenger RNA of Pseudomyrmex gracilis, 2110 nucleotides long. RefSeq names its product exonuclease 3'-5' domain-containing protein 2 (gene Exd2). Gene Ontology annotation, cellular component: nucleus; cytoplasm. Gene Ontology annotation, molecular function: nucleic acid binding; 3'-5' exonuclease activity. Gene Ontology annotation, biological process: nucleobase-containing compound metabolic process. Lineage: Eukaryota; Metazoa; Arthropoda; Insecta; Hymenoptera; Formicidae. The record is from RefSeq and is a predicted model, not a curated record. Bases 108 to 1973 code for a protein of 621 amino acids. The transcript is spliced from 7 exons.